AUGACCUCCUCUGCAAAGACGGCUGACCAUUUAGAGCAUCUGAUCCUCAAACACGGCUACCCCACCCCAGUGUCGUUGUCGUCCCUGCGGGAUUUGACGGCCACUUCUUCUGCAUAUAACCCACCCACCUCUGCUCCCUACUCUUCUCCUUCCCGUCCGCCGCUGCGACGGUCGGAUUCCAUUCCCAUUGACGCCCUCGAUACUCCCGUCCUCUCCUCUUCGUCCACGCGACCCAUCCCAAUUCCUCGGCGCCGCCACGGAUCCGACUACGACGAUCAUCUCCCCGUGACCCCGCUGACCGGUCGCUUCGACCACGACGAUUACCUGGAAGAUUGGGAGCGUGCCUCCUUGUCUGCUCGAUCUCGACAUCUCCGUUCUCCCUCCAGACCUUCGCGUCCGAGCCGACAUUUGUCUGCGCCGACUGCCGCCGUCGUUGCUCCCGCUGGUCCCGGUCCGUCUCGGUAUCGUCGGCCUCCUUCCUCCAGCAUGCGUGCCGACCACUCUCCGUUCUACUCCCCAGUGGCUUCUCCGACCAUGUCUCCGCGCCGUCCCAGUUCUCCGCAACCCUCCCGCUCACGGGGCCAGACUCCGCCCACCAAGGCCAUCCCCGGAUUCUCCUUGGGCAGCCUGCCUCGCUUCCACCCAGCCGUCUACCAAUCCAACCCCAGCGGCCAUUCCAGCUCGGGCCAGCCACCCUCUCCUCGGCAGUCCCGGCAGCAAGCCUAUCGCGCCACAUCGGGGCCUCGCGAUGUGAAAUGGCAAUACGGUGCUCUCUUAGAUGCUGCUGAGCAAAGCCCCUCAGCACCACGCCUGGAUCCCUUACGGAGUCCCGGCCCCGUCACCCCGCUGGCCCUCGAAUCUGCGGAUUACCUAGCGGCCGGUCUUUCCGGGACUGUCCACCACGGUGCCCGUGAUGUCGCCAGUUCGCACGCGGGUCCCUCGGCGGAUCUGGUGGAAAAAUUGAUUGCACGGGAGAACGACAAGGCCCGACAAAAGAGUCGUCCGGCCGCCAAGGGCCGGUGA
This is a messenger RNA of Penicillium oxalicum, 1023 nucleotides long. RefSeq lists its product as uncharacterized. The record is from RefSeq and is a predicted model, not a curated record. The transcript is spliced from 2 exons. NCBI's taxonomy places the organism in Eukaryota, Fungi, Ascomycota, Eurotiomycetes, Eurotiales, Aspergillaceae. The coding region runs from base 1 to 1023 and encodes 340 amino acids.